Messenger RNA from Aphis gossypii (cotton aphid), 694 nucleotides. It is a transcript of the gene Rpb8, whose product is annotated as DNA-directed RNA polymerases I, II, and III subunit RPABC3. Gene Ontology annotation, molecular function: DNA-directed RNA polymerase activity. The record is from RefSeq and is a predicted model, not a curated record. Gene Ontology annotation, cellular component: RNA polymerase III complex; RNA polymerase II, core complex; RNA polymerase I complex. Lineage: Eukaryota; Metazoa; Arthropoda; Insecta; Hemiptera; Aphididae. The transcript has 4 exons. Gene Ontology annotation, biological process: DNA-templated transcription. Bases 123 to 587 code for a protein of 154 amino acids.
UGUAAUUUAAGCGGUUGUCAGUUGCCACUCGUCUAACGUGUUGCGGUUACAAGUAAAAAUCAUACUCAAUUUUAAUUUUUUUUUCGUUUACCGGUUAGGUUCAAAACUGACGAACUGGAAAAAUGUCUCAAGGAAUGGUUUUUGAAGAUAUAUUUAAUGUAAAAGAUAUAGAUCCAAAUGGCAAACAAUUUGAUCGAGUGAGCCGUUUGCACUGCGAGAGCGAAUCCUUCAAGAUGGAACUGAUAUUAGAUAUCAACUCGUGGAUUUAUCCUAUGGACUUGGGUGAUAAAUUCAGGCUAGUGUUAGCCACCACAUUACGCGAGGAUGGACAACCUGACGCUGGUGAUUGGAACCCCAUAGAAAUGGAUCAAAACGGCUCUAGGGCCGACAGUUUCGAGUAUGUCAUGUACGGCAAGAUUUAUCGGAUCGAAGGUGACGACAAGGUGAAGGAGUCGCACAAAAACAAACUUGCCGCCUACGUAUCAUUCGGAGGAUUAUUGAUGCGGCUGUUGGGCGAUCCAAACAAUUUACACGGAUUCGAAGUGGACCAAUGCGUUUACCUGCUGAUGAAGAAAUUAGCUUUUUAAAGUUAUCUACAGUUAAGAAGGGGGGCUAUAAUAAUUUUACUGAAGAUGAACUAUAUACAUUUUUAUACAAUUAAAAUAUAAGCAUUACAAAUGUAUAUUAUAAUGAA